GCCAGGUGACGCGGGCGGCACGGCCAGGUACUGGGGGAACGCCCGCCGGCGCGUCCUGCGCGGGGCUCGGAGCCGGAGCGGCCGGCCCACACCCCGCCUGCCCGGGCGCCCACCUGGCCCGCACCUGGCCCGCACCUGGCCGCCCCCUGGCGGGCGGGGCGCGCCGCCUCCCACCGAGCCGCACAGGAAGUGGGGGGCGGGGCCGGGGAGGGACCGAGGGCCGGGGCCCUGCGCGGCCGCCCGGCCGGGGCGCGGAACCUGGAAGCGGACAGGCCGCACCUCGGCCGCUGCACCGGGCUGCCCUCCGCCUGCGGUCCAGGCCCCUGUGACCGCUCAGCAUGUCUCAGCGGCACUCUGACAGCUCCUUGGAACAGAAGCUCCUGGAAUGCCGCUUCCACUCAGAACUACAGCUCGAUGCCCAGGGGAACCCAGCACCCAGCCUCCGGAUGGCCCGAGGCUCCCUGCAGCUUAGGGGCGAUGCCGCCACCCAGCUGGACACCCUGGCGCCCCCGCCUCCAGCCCCUGAGGGUGAGGAGACAAGGGCCGUGGUCCUGAGUACGCACAGCCCUGUGGCCCUCAGGAUGGGCACUCAGCAGCUGAUCCCUCGGAGCCUGGCCAUGACCAGCAAGACCAAGACCCCAGCCCGCCACCAGAGCUUCGGAGCAGCCAUGCUCAGCAAGGAGGCCUCCCGGCGGGACCCCCAGCUCUUCCCGACCACCAGCUUCUCCCUGGACGACAUGGCCGUGGACACGGGCUCCGGUGCAAUGCUGAGGCGGAACCUGAGGAACCAGUCCUACAGGGCGGCCAUGAGGGGCGCAGGGCCGCCAGGAGGCGAGGGGGGCUCCAUUCAGCUCAGCCCCAGGCUCCAGGCUCUAGCCGAGGAGCCCAGCCAACCACCUCGGCACCCCACCAGAAAUAAGAGAACGCUGGGGCGGAAACGUGCACACAAGGGUUCAUUCAAGGAUGACCCCCGGUUCUACCAGGAGGUCCGGGAGCGUGGCCUGAACACCAGCCACGAGUCUGACGACGACCUGCUCGAUGAGCCGUCUGGUCCCGAAGGAGCCCAGAAGGUGGGCGGCCCCAUCGUGGUCAGGAGCUACCGGCCCCCACAGGUGACCUGGAGCCGGCUGCCGGAGGUGGUAGAGUCGGGCAUCCUGGACAAGCUGCCCGCUGAGGAGCGCAAGAGACAGGAGGCCAUUUUCGAGAUCCUCACAUCCGAGUUCUCCUACCAGCAUAGCCUGGGCAUCCUGGUGGCCCAGUUUCUGCAGGCCCAAGAGCUGCGGGCCACCAUGACGCAGACAGAGCACCACCACCUCUUCUCCAACAUCCUGGAUGUCCUGGGCGCCAGUCAGAGGUUCUUCGAGGACCUGGAGCAGCGGCACAAGGCACAGGUGUGCGUGGAUGACAUCAGCGACAUCCUGGAGGAGCACGCGGAGAAGCACUUCCACCCCUACGUGGCCUACUGCUCCAACGAGGUCUACCAGCAGCGCGCCCUGCAGAGGCUGACAAGCAGCAAUUCCGCCUUCCGCGAGGCCCUGAGAGAGAUCGAGAAGCGGCCCGCAUGCAGGGGGCUGCCUAUGAUCUCCUUCCUGAUCCUCCCCAUGCAGAGGGUGACCCGGCUGCCCCUCCUGACCGACACGCUGUGCCUCAAGACCCAGGGCCAACCUGAGAGGUACAAGGCUGCCAGCCGUGCACUCAAGGCCAUGAGCAAGCUGGUGAGACAGUGCAAUGAGGGGGCCCACAGGAUGGAGCGCACGGAGCAGAUGUAUACGCUGCACACACAGCUGGACUUCAGCAAGGUCAAGUCCCUCCCGCUGAUCUCUGCCUCCCGCUGGCUGCUGAAGCGUGGGGAGCUUUCUGUGGCAGAAGAAACCGGGCUUUUCCGAAAACUCGCCAGCCGGCCAACAUGCUACCUGUUCCUGUUCAAUGACGUCCUGGUGGUCACCAGGAAGAAGAGUGAGGACAGCUUCGUGGUCCAGGACUACGCCCAGGUGGAUGACGUCCAGGUCCAGAAGGUGGAGCCCUCGGAGACCAACCUGCCAGGGGGCGGCAACCGCAGCUCCUCCGUGCCGUACCUGUUCCAGGUGGUCCUGCUGCGCAACAGCGAGGGCCGCCAGGAGAAGAUCCUGCUGUCUGCCGACUCCGCGAGUGACCGUGCCCGGUGGGUCAUGGCGCUCACCCACGGGGAGCGGCAGAGGCAAGGCCCCCCCAGCAAAGAAGACCUGCUGCAGGUGGAGAUCACCAGGGCCUACUUGGCCAAGGAGGCGGACGAGGUCACACUGCAGCAGGCUGACGUGGUGCUGAUCCUGGGGCGGGCGGACGGACCCUACCCUCACCUGCCCCACGUCUGGGUCCAGGUUGGUUCUACGGCGAGAGGCUGAGGGAUGGAGAGACAGGAUGGUUCCCCGAGGACUUUGCCCAGCACAUCACCAGCCCUGUGGCUGUGGAGGACAACAUGCGCAGGAUGGAGCGGCUGCGCAUGGAGACAGAUGUGUAGCCCGUUGUGCCCGCACCUCACGAGGCCAGGCAGCUGCAGCCCCGCUCCAGCGAGCGGCCGUGCCAGACGGCAGGGAGCACGUGGGCCUGUCCCAGAAGCCGGGAUGGGCCCUCAGCUCCCCAAGGACCCGUGGGUGCUGCUGAGGACAUUCCCAGGGGGAGGGUCACACUGCCCCCGCCCCCGGGGUGUCCUCCGGCUCUCGGAGCCACGUGGGCCCCACGGAUCCUCACCCCACCCUCCUAUCCCCCAGUGGGCAGAGGACCAGCUCUCCCUGUGCCCCUCCUGUCCCACUGCCCCACGUGGGCCAAGGAGAGCUGUGAAUGCCCAGGGCUGGACACUUAGCCAGAGCUGGGCGAGCUACAGGGAUGUGACCCUGCUGUAAAAUCGGCACUCUUCUUCCAGAGACAGUAAAGAGUGUCUUUAAUUCCUGCAUCUCCACAGCCAAUCUGAGCUAAAGGGAAGGCACGCGAGUCCCCAGAACUUCCCAAGGUGCCACGUGUGGCCACCUGUGCCAGGUCCCGGGCUUGUCCGGCCCAUCCAUGCUCACCUGUGCUCACCCUUGACCCUGUCCCAUCGGUCCUCUGGAGCAUCGCGGGCAAGGCCAGUGGGUCUCCAUGCCUGUCCCCACUCACUCCCUUGCAGAGCUAAGUCUGACCGGUGGGUCCAGGGGCUCGAGGACACAGCAGAGCCUUGGGGGUCGCUCUGGGGUGUCCCUCCUAGCCUGUCUGCCCCCAGGCUGGAAUGUGCACAUGGGGUGCAGCAGGCUGCCUCUAAGCUGGCUGGCUGACCUAGGCGGGCCAUGUCCCGCUUCCCCGGGGAGGGUGUCGGUGUGCCUGGGUGGUGGCUGUUGGCUGCUGGGCCAGGCACCCAGACUGGGAGGCCCCUGGCAGCCCUCCUAUUCCCGUGCCCACUCCAGUGCCCGUCAGCUGGGUUGGUGCUGUCCUUGGGGGGUGGGGGGCUACCAUCAUUCUCCUGAGAAUCCGCCUGUGUCCCACUGGGGCUCUGCUUUUGGGUGGAUGAAAGCCAGGGCCCGGCUCCGACCUGCUGGCAUAAGUGGUGACUGGGGGGGCCCCUGCUGCCCCUCCCGGCCCAGGCGGCUGCAGGGUGGGCAGGAGGAGGGACUGGGCAGGGCAGCACCGAGUGAGGAGGCUGCUCUUUGCAUCAGGUGUGGAGGCGGUGCACACCGGCAAGGGCAGCACCUACCACUGGCCUCCACGGUGCCUCCCAGGCCUGAGGCGGCAGGAAGGGCGUCCUGGGCGGGGGCUCCCCAGGACCGGGGGAGGGGCAGACCGGGGCUCAGGGAAAGGCUGGUCUGGGGGCCAGGUCACAGGGCCAUACAGGGCCUCGGCCGUCCCACUCGUGACCUGGGUUAGCAGAGCUUUUCCUGGAGCUGCUGUGGGGCAGGCUGGUGACCGAGGCCGUGUGCCCACCUGCAAGUAUGCAAACACGCGUGUAUGUGUGUGCACACAUGCGUCAGGCAGGAGCCCGUGGGCCGCAGCCCUGGGAAGCCCAGCCGCCCUAGCCCACCUGCUCGUCCCUGGUGCUGGCCCUGAGCUCCCUGGGGGAGAGGCAGGCUGGCCCCCGCGUCCCUGCCCUGUAACGGGGAUCUUCAGUUCAGGGAGCAAAGUGGGUUUGGAAGUCCUGGGUUUUGCGACCUGCAGGGGCUUCGUGACCUGGGGAAUUUCCAUCUGCAAAGCGGCUGAAGGCCCUGUACCCCUAGGCAAGGAGUAGGGCGCUCUUAUGGGCGAAGGGGCCGGCCUGCCGGGGCUGUCUUGGGGCAGGGGUGCGCCUGGGGAGGACCAGGCCAGGCCAGCUCCGGGUAAGACACCACAGUGGAACCAGGAAGCAAGGCGUGAGGAGCCCAGGGGCUGUGGGCAGGAGGCGGGGGCCACACAGGCCCCUCCGAGGCGCCUCUGCUCCGCCUGGGGUCCGCCCUGAGGGGUGCUGGGCCCCUCAGCAGGAGGGUCUGACCUGCCCUCUUGCAGAGCUGGUCCUCUUGGGAAUCAUGGGGGCCUUCCAGGGUCACUUCCUGGGAGGCACACCCCAACCCCACCAGCCCCGUUCACAGGGUCCCGUGAAGACAGCCGCACCUGCCGUGCCGCAGAGGGUCUCAGGCAGCAGGCCUACGCCGAUGGAGCCCAGCCCUUCCUGUUGGAGGUGGGGACACGGCUUGCAGGAGGCUGUGGAGUCGCAGCCCAGCCCGUUCCCCACAGCUGCCCUGGGCAGGGAGGCCGAGGCAUGGGGUGGGUCCAGGUCUACCCCUGUGCCCGCCACUUGGCAUGCCUCAGCGCCCAGCCCCAAGCAGGCAGUGGGCAGUCCCCUCCUGCCCUCGUGUUCACGGGAGCAGAGGCCAGGCGUGUGCCGUCACACAACUGGACAGCCCCCCCUCAGUCAGUUGGGGACAUCGGGGUGGAGUCCAGCGCAUUGCUGCACGACCUGGGGAUGCCCAGUGUUAACCUCUGCCCCACGGCCACCCUGCUGUGUGUGCUGCGUGUCCUCAGACCUCUCAAUGUCCUUUUAGGGACACGUGAUUUGCAUAAAGGGCAUGUGCUCCUGUGACUUGUUCUCGC
Molecule: messenger RNA, 5067 nt
Organism: Manis javanica (Malayan pangolin)
Lineage: Eukaryota; Metazoa; Chordata; Mammalia; Pholidota; Manidae
Gene: ARHGEF16
Product: Rho guanine nucleotide exchange factor 16
Biological process (GO): activation of GTPase activity
Molecular function (GO): guanyl-nucleotide exchange factor activity; protein binding
Source: RefSeq, a predicted model, not a curated record